AAAAUUGGAUUGUUCACAGAUAUUGAACUUGUGUGCGUGGAUGGACGAGUAAAGGCGCACAGAGCUCUUCUCAGUUUACCUUUUCCUUGGCUUCUAGGAAUAGAUUCAAGUCUAAUAAUUCUUCCCCAGAUCGAUGUAGGGUCGGUAAAGAAGGGAAUAGAGCUUCUUUAUUUAACUUUGGACCUAAAAUAUUUAAGAGAGCUGGUAAACUGUAAUUUUAAGCAUACAGAAGACGACGCUUUUACCUCGGUUGAAGAUUUAGAAGAUAUAUUUUCUAAUAUAGACGAUUCUUUGGAAGAAGUAACGCUGAAAAAUGCCAAGAUAAAAGUUCCCUGUGAUUUCUGCAAAAAACUGUUCUCAGCGCUAAAAAUAAAGAAGCAUAUGAUGAAAUGUGAACAGGUUCAUAUUGAAUAUAUUGCUGUACUUCCAGAACUCCAGUGUAAACACUGUAAUGCUGUUCUAGGAGAACCAUCUGCUUUAGAAGAUGGGGUUUGUAAGUUCUGCUCUGGAAGUAUAGAAGAUACAGGGGGUAUUUUCCCUCCAGUGUGUUUAGAUAAGGAAGAUGAAAGUAUUUCCUGUCCUAUUUGUGGAAAAGUAUUUUCAAGAAAAGAAAAUUUGACUCUUCAUGUUGAAGAAUGCAAAGCAAAGGAAAAUUUUUGUAAAGUGUGUGGACUCGUGUUUAAAUCAAAGAAGUAUUUGAAAGAGCACAUGUUUAUUCAUUCAGACAAGCAUAACACUUUCAGGUGUACAGAGUGCAAUAAACUGUUCGCAACAAGUAGAACUUUAAAAGAUCAUCUAAAAAUUCACAAAGAUUUGCCCAAGGUGCAAUGUCCUCUCUGUGACAAACUUUUGUCGACUGUAAAUAUCUUGCAGAAACACAUUGACACCGUACACAAUCAAAUCAGGAAGUAUGAAUGUGAACACUGUAACUAUAAAGGAAGUACAACAGGAAACCUUCAACAGCAUAUUGAUAGUUCCCAUCUAGGUAUAAAACAUGAAUGUGAUAUAUGCAGUGAAUUCUUUGCUAGUAAAGCAAGUUUAUACACACACAAGAAGUCUCACUCUGAGGAGCGUAAGUUUGUUUGUGUUGAGUGCGGAACAAGGUUUAAAAGUAAACGGAAUCUUCAGGUUCACAUUAGAAGCAAACAUAGUACUGUAACAAUACAGUGUCAGGUUUGCAGUAAAAUCCUGAAGUCUCAAGAUGGUCUUGAUUAUCAUAUGAAACAUCAUAAUCUAGACUCACAGUUCCCCUGUGAUUACUGUGGAAAACGGUUUGUAACACGAACUAAAUUAAGCCAUCACAUUAACAUUCACACUGGAGCCAAACCAUACAAGUGUCCCAGUAUAGAUUGUGAGAAGGCAUUUCCAUCUAGUGAUCAGUUGUCCCAUCAUAAGAAGAACUGCCAGAAAAUAUGAUUUUGUAUUUAUUUAAUUAUUUUAUGAACAAUAUUUAAUUGAUUUAUUGACCUUUGAACAAUUUUUAUUUGGAUUUACUAGACAGUGAAAACCUUUAAAUGAAAUUGAUUUUAAUUUUCUAACCUUUCAACCAAUAACAUUUAAGCGAUAUUAAAUCAGUAACAUUUAAACGAUGUUAAUUUAAUUAAUGACCUUGUAACGUUAUUUAUUUGAUCUUAAUGACCUUAAACUGUUGAAAUUAUAAAUUUGAUUUUUAAGUUUUUUUGGGU
Eurytemora carolleeae is the source of this 1685-nucleotide messenger RNA. RefSeq names its product gastrula zinc finger protein XlCGF46.1. Gene Ontology annotation, molecular function: DNA-binding transcription factor activity, RNA polymerase II-specific; RNA polymerase II transcription regulatory region sequence-specific DNA binding. Gene Ontology annotation, cellular component: nucleus. The annotation marks the transcript as partial. The transcript has 16 exons. Lineage: Eukaryota; Metazoa; Arthropoda; Copepoda; Calanoida; Temoridae. Gene Ontology annotation, biological process: regulation of transcription by RNA polymerase II. The record is from RefSeq and is a predicted model, not a curated record.